AACGAUGGUAAACACAGAGACCUCAGUUCGGAGCUGGAGCUAGGGUUUGAAUUUUGCAGAAGUAUUUGUUAUUGGAUUUAGGCCGAGUCAUACUUGUCUUUCGAGAUGUGGCUCUUAGUCUAUCUGGUUGUAUACCCUUGGCUUACAGGGAUGUCUGGGGUUCGAGUUCCAUAGAGGGAUUCCAAAAUGGGGAAAUUCUCAAAGCGAGCAAGAAAAGAUCCAGAGAGUGACAGUGGUUCGCAAGGUGAAAGCGAAACCGAAGAGAUGCUGGAGGAUAAGUAUGACGAUGGUGGUGGUGACUAUAGUGAUGACAGUGAGGAGGAUAGUGACAAGGAGGAAGAGGACGUAGAUGGGGAUGUGCAAAAUGAUAUCGGAAAAGAUGCUGAGUUGGAAGAACUAGAGAGGGAAUUAACCGAUAUCCGUCACCAGGAGCAAGACCUUUUGAGAAAUCUAAAGCAUCAGAAGGAUGAGGAUCUUCUCAAAGGCCAAGCAGUCAAAAAUCAGAAGGCCCUCUGGGACAAGACUCUUGAGUUGAGGUUCUUGAUACAAAAAGCAUUCUCAAGUUCAAAUAGACUACCAAAGGAGCCAAUUAAGUCUUCAUUCUGUGAUUCGGACAAUAAAGUGAAUGAAGCAUAUUCAGAUCUAAUUAACUCAUCGAAGAAGACGUUGGAUUCUCUAGUGGAAUUACAGGAGGCGCUACUUGAAAAGAAUCCAUCCAUUGCUCAAGCCACAGACGGUAACUCUGGUCAACCUCCCAAGCAUUCAGAAGCUUCUAGGAGCUCAAAUGGAGAAGGGGAUCAAGAAUGGUCACGGAUUUCUGAAAUGCACUCUAGAGUAGCUGCUUUUAGAAACAAAUCGAUAGAUAAAUGGCAGAGAAAGACACAGGUGACAACUGGUGCUGCUGCUAUUAAAGGCAAAUUACAUGCCUUCAAUCAGAAUGUUAGUGAGCAAGUUGCUGGUUACAUGAGGGAUCCAAGUCGAAUGAUAAAGGGAAUGCAACAGAGCAGGUCAACUGUUGCUAUAUUUGGGACUGUUCCUGAUGUGGAGGGCAUUACAAAGGAACAGGACACAAAAAAGGAUGGUGACCCUGAGCUUCUGGAUGACUCCGAAUUCUACCAGCAAUUAUUGAAGGAAUUUUUUGAAACAUUUGACCCUACAUCAUCUGAGACGGCCUUUUAUGCUCUGAAGAGAAUGCAAACCAAGAAAAGGAAGAUUGUUGAUCGACGUGCCUCAAAGAAUCGGAAGAUUCGGUAUCAUGUGCAUGAAAAGAUUGUCAAUUUCAUGGCUCCUCAGACUAUGCAGCUUCCUCCUAUGGCCCCUAAAUUAUUUGAAAAUUUAUUUGGCCUCAGAACCAAGAAGCCUAUCCCCGUUGAGUAGCCAAGUCAUACCAAAUCAGACCACAACGAAGGCCACAUGCAAUGGUGCUUUCAAAAUUUUGUGAUCUUAGUUGAUAUAGUUCUUAGUGAGUGCAGUCGAUCCAGUUUUGCUUAGCUAUCUCUGUGUUCUUUGAGCGUACAACAUUUUAUACACUACGGAUACAAAAUUGCUCUCUUCUUUGUUUGUUGUACGCACAGAUUGAAACAGUUAUAUAUCGGAUAUAAAUUGUUGGAUCGUUGUUAGUUGCCCA
Rhododendron vialii is the source of this 1627-nucleotide messenger RNA. RefSeq lists its product as uncharacterized. Lineage: Eukaryota; Viridiplantae; Streptophyta; Magnoliopsida; Ericales; Ericaceae. The coding region runs from base 187 to 1377 and encodes 396 amino acids. The transcript has 14 exons. The record is from RefSeq and is a predicted model, not a curated record. Gene Ontology annotation, cellular component: nucleolus; nucleus.